Passer domesticus (house sparrow) is the source of this 1437-nucleotide messenger RNA. It is a transcript of the gene CZH18orf32, whose product is annotated as chromosome Z C18orf32 homolog. NCBI's taxonomy places the organism in Eukaryota, Metazoa, Chordata, Aves, Passeriformes, Passeridae. The transcript has 5 exons. The coding region runs from base 413 to 709 and encodes 98 amino acids. Gene Ontology annotation, biological process: positive regulation of canonical NF-kappaB signal transduction. The record is from RefSeq and is a predicted model, not a curated record.
GGCGCCGGUGAGUGCGGAGCGCCGGGAGCGCCGGGAGCCGGGAACGAUCCCUGCCCCUCAUCCCGCCUCGCCCUGCCCUCCGCCCCGCUCCGCACGGCCACGCCUGCCUGGCCACGCCGGUAGCCGGGGCCUCACGGCAGCAUCACCGGGCCACCGGCGGGGCCGGGCAGGACGGAGCUCCGCUGACCCCCGGGACCGCCGGUGCAGCGGGCGCAGGGUUACGUCAUUUGUGUUGCUCAAUGUCACAUUCCUCUCAGACUCCAGAGAGUGGAUUUAAACUGUAUUUGAAGCAGCCAGAACAGAACCUGGUAGCAGUCAACUGGAAAUUGAUAUUCUGCUUUUCCACAGGGCUAGGAGUCUUCAGGAUAGCAUAAAAUAAAAAGCAAAACUGGUCCCUGGCGAGGAGGCAGCCAUGGUGUGCAUUCCCUGCAUCGUGAUCCCUGUUCUGCUCUGGGUCUACAAGAAGUUUGUGGAGCCCUACAUCUACCCCAUGAUUGCCCCCUUCAUCAAGCGCUUCUGGCCCAAGAGGGCCGUGCAGGAGCCACCAGGCACCAAGCAGGGGCCAGGAGGCAGCACUGGGGACCCUCGGGGACCUGCCAGGGGAGGCCAGGAGGAUGGAUCUGCAAGCCUUGAAUUGGAAAGCAAUGGCAUUGCAAAUGGAAGUGCUGCAAAGAGAUCCACUGCAGUAUAUGACAAGAAAACGGCUUGAAGGAGUUCAUUCCUAAGGAUUUUAAUCCCUCAUGUCCAUUAUGAACUGCUGAUAUUCCUCUCAAUUUGAGACUUUUCUUCUCUGCACAUUUUAGCUGAAUAAAAAACUUAAUUGCUUGCAGGAUAGUCUCUUUUGCCACUAAAAUGGCAGCUGGCGCAUUGUUUAUUUAAAAUAUUUGAAAGCUGAUAUUCUUGUAUUUUUCUUGCUGGAACUACUUUUCAUCUGUCAUCUGUUUGGUGUGAUUAGAGUUUAGGUUAAAUAAUGUAAGAAUAAAUUGUCUGUGGAAGGUAAAUGUACCUUAGCAUCUUGAUGUCACUAAGUGCUAGUGCAGUACUUGAGGCUUUCACCUUAAAGGCUUUAUCUGUUCUUGAUGAAGAACUGUUUACUGCAUUGUGACAAAAAAAAGCUCAUAAUUUAUCUAUGAAGAGUUUAGAUUUUUUCAUGUCAAGUCUAUGGGUGAGCUAGAGCAGUUGUGCUACAUACAAAAUUUAUUUAGCUUACUAAAAGCAGAAAAUCUUGAUGUGAUACUUCCCUUAAUUAUUUUUCUUGAAAUAUUAUGCCUUUUUUUUUUUCCUGAGGCAUGAUGCAAGAGGCAUGUUGCUUUAUGUUCUGUUGUAGUGAUUUAUAAUGGCACAGUUUUGGCUUUAAAAAAAAAACCCAGCAUCCAACUAAAACCUCUUGCUUGUGGAAUUUUCAUUAUAAUAAACUGAGAUUUUACUUAAAAAUAA